CGUCCUCGGGAAGGUAGGCAGAAAGUAAGGAGGUGUUCUGUCUGUCAGGAGGUACAUAUAUAAGCCAUAUCUUCCUGCAGAGGCUCACUACCCACCGAACUUCCCUAUCUCCACAAUCAUGGCUCUUAAGGUCGCCCUUUUUGCCGCCAUUGCAUUGGUUUCUGUCAGCGCUGACUCUCCCGCUCCUUCAUAUGGCGCUCCAGCUCCUUCUUACAACGCUCCUGCUCCGACGUAUGGAGCACCUUCCCCGUCCUACAAUGCCCCUGCUGCUGCGCAGGGCCCAGCGCAGUACGACUUCAACUACGCCGUGAAGGACGACUACUCCGGCAACGACUUCGGACACCAGGAAUCCCGCGACGGCUACAACACUCAGGGAUCCUACUACGUUCAACUUCCCGAUGGUCGUAGGCAAAAAGUGACGUACACUGUCAACGGAGACUCAGGAUAUGUAGCCGAAGUGACCUACGAAGGGGAAGCCCAGUAUCCUCAGGCUUCCGGGGGAUACCAACCAGCUCCUAAAGGCGGAUAUGCCUAAGGAUAAACCCAAAAUGACCUUCAACUUACAAGAUCUAGUAAAAUGACUGUUCCCUCGCUAUAUUUAUUUAUUUAUAUGGAUUUACAGUACAAUAAAAGAAAGGCUACAUA
Molecule: messenger RNA, 645 nt
Organism: Macrobrachium nipponense
Lineage: Eukaryota; Metazoa; Arthropoda; Malacostraca; Decapoda; Palaemonidae
Product: pro-resilin-like
Exons: 3
Coding region: 119-535 (138 amino acids)
Cellular component (GO): extracellular matrix
Source: RefSeq, a predicted model, not a curated record